AUGGCUCGGACUAAAGCAUCUGUAGGGGCUAAAGUCUCUUCUGGUAAGAGUAGCAAGGCGAGAUGCAGCGCAGCUCCGCCUCCAAGUAGCACAGUUUCCUCAGGUAGCGGAGAAAAAUCAUCUCGGAACUACUCCGGAGGUAACCCGGUGUGUCCGCGAGAGACUCCCAAAUGGCAGAAACCAAUAACGAAUUUCUUUUUAUCUAACCAAAAUCCACAAUCCGAUGAUAGCGACGAUGACACGGAAGCUGGCGCGAGCAGUUCAAAAUCAAAGCCAAAACAUAACACAAUAGAAUCAGACGAUGAAGAUUCACAAACAGACAAACCGAUCAACAAGGAACUCGACGAGACGUUAGAAUUAGAACCGUUGACAGGAGACGACAGUCACAAAAUCAACGAAUACUACACAAGCAAAGAUAAAGGCAAAGGGAAGAAAAGUGCAAAUAGAGAAGAUAUAAAUGGAAAUCUGAAGAGGGAUUCCGCAAAGAGAGAUUUGGAAGAUGUUGCAAAUGAUAGCGAACACGUCAGUAAAAAGAUUAGAGUUAAUUAAAAUUAUUUGCAGUUCUUUGACACUUUGCAAUAUUCCGUUAAUUGAUUUUUUGAAUUUUUUUUUAUUGUAGUUGUUUUGAUAUUCUUGUUAUGAUGAGUAAUUAUAAAUAAAUACAGGAUAUCAUGUACAACCAA
Melitaea cinxia (Glanville fritillary) is the source of this 683-nucleotide messenger RNA. Its product is annotated as PCNA-associated factor-like. The coding region runs from base 1 to 549 and encodes 182 amino acids. Gene Ontology annotation, biological process: translesion synthesis; regulation of cell cycle. Gene Ontology annotation, molecular function: chromatin binding. The transcript has 4 exons. Gene Ontology annotation, cellular component: nucleus. Lineage: Eukaryota; Metazoa; Arthropoda; Insecta; Lepidoptera; Nymphalidae. The record is from RefSeq and is a predicted model, not a curated record.